Rhinopithecus roxellana (golden snub-nosed monkey) is the source of this 1181-nucleotide messenger RNA. It is a transcript of the gene HEBP1, whose product is annotated as heme binding protein 1. Lineage: Eukaryota; Metazoa; Chordata; Mammalia; Primates; Cercopithecidae. The record is from RefSeq and is a predicted model, not a curated record. Bases 182 to 751 code for a protein of 189 amino acids. The transcript has 4 exons.
CUGGCCCCUGCCUCUAGCCCCGCCUCUCGCCUCGCCGCCCCGCCGCCCCGCCGCCCAGCCGCCCCGCCGCCCCGCCGCCCCGCCGCCCUGCCGCCCUGCAGCCGGUGGUCGCUGCCCGUGGUGCUCCGUCGCCCCCGCCACCUCACGUCCUCCCGUGCGUCGGGCGCGUCUCGGCUACGCCAUGUUGGGCAUGAUCAAGAACUCGCUGUUCGGAAGCGUAGAGACGUGGCCUUGGCAGGUCCUAAGCAAAGGGGACAAGGAAGAAGUCUCCUAUGAAGAAAGGGCCUGUGAAGGAGGCAAAUUUGCCACAGUAGAAGUGACAGAUAAGCCUGUGGAUGAGGCUCUACGGGAAGCAAUGCCCAAGGUCGCAAAGUAUGCGGGGGGCACCAAUGACAAGGGAAUUGGAAUGGGGAUGACAGUCCCUAUUUCCUUUGCCGUGUUCCCCAAUGAAGAUGGCUCUCUGCAGAAGAAAUUAAAAGUCUGGUUCCGGAUUCCAAACCAAUUUCAAAGCGACCCACCAGCUCCCAGUGACAAAAGCGUUAAGAUUGAGGAACGGGAAGGCAUCACUGUCUAUUCCAUGCAGUUCGGUGGUUAUGCCAAGGAAGCAGACUACGUAGCACAAGCCACCCGGCUGCGUGCUGCCCUGGAGGGCACAGCCACCUACCAGGGGGACAUCUACUUCUGCACCGGUUAUGACCCUCCCAUGAAGCCCUAUGGACGGCGCAAUGAGAUCUGGCUGUUGAAGACAUGAGUGACCCACUGAGACAAGAACUUCCUGGAAGCGUGCCUCUGUGUCUCCUUCCUCGGGGGGCAACAGGGGACAGUACUUCCCAAGUUCCAACUGCAAGUCCAACUUAACCAACUUUCCUUCAAAGUCAGUUACUGCCAAUUUUCUGAAAAAAGCAUGUUCCAUAUACUAAGUCUCUUUUCUCACGGUGGGAAAUAGUACAGCCAAGAUAGGCAGCAUCCUUCUCAUUGAUUUAGAAAAUUCUGCGGUAGACCAGAAAAAUCCUGGCAGCUUUUCUCCAGCCAUCUGGGUCACUAAAAACUAUUUUCUAAAAUUAUUGAAUUUGUAUUUUGUUAUUAAGGGGGAAAUGUGAUUUGUGCCUUUCAUCUGUGAUUCCUAUAAGAGCUUUGUCUUCAGAAAAACUAAAAAUAAAGGCAUUGACUUAAAUAGCUGA